AUGAAGUUCAAUAAGGCUGUCAGUUCAUCCAGUCGAAAAUCCCGUUUCAGGCACUUUAAUGCUCCAUCCCACAUCAGGCGUCGUCUCAUGAGUGCCCCGUUGUCGAAGGAGCUUCGUACUAAGUACAAAGUGCGUAGUGUGCCGAUCAGACGCGGAGACGAGGUGCAAAUUGUACGGGGCGAACGCAAGGAGAAUUCCUCCGCCAAAGUCAUCAAAGUGUACAGAAAGAAAUUUGUGAUUCACAUUGAACGUGUCCAGUGUAAUAAGAGCAAUGGCGUCUCCGUUCCAGUUAAUAUUCACCCAUCGAAUGUUGUUAUUACUAAGCUGAAACUCGACAAGGAUCGACGUAACCUCUUAGAAAGGAAAGCUGCCGCUAAACUCGCAGGUACGGAUAAAAACAAGUACACUGAAGAAGUUCUGGAGUCUUAG
Molecule: messenger RNA, 429 nt
Organism: Hydatigera taeniaeformis
Lineage: Eukaryota; Metazoa; Platyhelminthes; Cestoda; Cyclophyllidea; Taeniidae
Source: the annotation of a GenBank genome assembly